This is a messenger RNA of Columba livia (rock pigeon), 2772 nucleotides long. It is a transcript of the gene SPPL3, whose product is annotated as signal peptide peptidase like 3. The coding region runs from base 382 to 1536 and encodes 384 amino acids. Gene Ontology annotation, biological process: membrane protein proteolysis. The record is from RefSeq and is a predicted model, not a curated record. Gene Ontology annotation, cellular component: Golgi-associated vesicle membrane; lumenal side of endoplasmic reticulum membrane; cytoplasmic side of endoplasmic reticulum membrane. Gene Ontology annotation, molecular function: aspartic endopeptidase activity, intramembrane cleaving. The transcript has 11 exons. Lineage: Eukaryota; Metazoa; Chordata; Aves; Columbiformes; Columbidae.
CGGCGCGGCCUGUGCUGGGCUGGGCCGGGCUGCCCGCCGGUGCCGCCGCCUCCCCGCCGCCCCGCCCCUCGCCGCCGCCGCCGCCUCGCCGGCCAUGAGGCCCAGCCGGCGCCCCAGCGCGGCCCCGCGUCGCGGCUGCUGAGCCUCCGCCCUCCCCGCUACCACCAUCGCCUUCUCCGCCAUCCCCGCCCGGGCGGGGACCCCCCCUGCGCUCCCCUCCCUCCUCACAGCCGCCGCCAUGUUGGGCCGGGAGCCGCAGCGGGGCCGCCACUGAGCCCCGGAGCCCGCGAGGCGGAGGAGGAGGCGGAGAAGGAGGCGGAGGAGGAGCCCGGGGCCUGGCCGCGCCGCACAGCCCAGCCGGCCGGCCGCCCAGCCGCAGCCAUGGCGGAGCAGACCUACUCCUGGGCAUAUUCCCUUGUGGAUUCCAGUCAAGUGUCUACUUUCCUGAUUUCUAUUCUCCUCAUAGUCUACGGCAGUUUCAGGUCUCUUAACAUGGACUUUGAGAAUCAGGACAAAGAGAAAGACAACAGCAGCACAACCGGGUCCUUCAACGGCAACAGCACCAAUAACAGUAUUCAAACCAUUGAUUCUACCCAAGCGUUGUUCCUGCCAAUCGGAGCGUCUGUCUCUCUCCUAGUUAUGUUCUUCUUCUUUGAUUCAGUUCAAGUUGUCUUCACAAUAUGCACAGCAGUCCUUGCAACAAUAGCUUUCGCUUUCCUCCUGCUCCCGAUGUGCCAGUACUUAACGCGGCCUUGUUCACCUCAAAACAAGAUUUCCUUUGGCUGCUGCGGGCGUUUCACUGCUGCCGAGUUGCUCUCGUUUUCCCUGUCUGUGAUGCUUGUCCUUAUCUGGGUCCUAACUGGCCACUGGCUCCUCAUGGACGCUCUGGCUAUGGGCCUGUGUGUUGCAAUGAUAGCCUUUGUUCGGCUGCCCAGCCUGAAGGUUUCCUGCUUGCUCCUCUCUGGGUUACUAAUUUAUGAUGUCUUUUGGGUCUUUUUUUCUGCCUACAUCUUUAACAGCAACGUUAUGGUGAAAGUGGCCACACAACCAGCUGAUAAUCCCCUUGACGUUUUAUCCCGGAAACUCCACCUGGGACCAAAUGUGGGUAGAGACGUUCCCCGUCUGUCGCUGCCUGGUAAACUUGUAUUUCCAAGUUCCACAGGCAGCCACUUCUCCAUGCUGGGGAUCGGAGAUAUUGUGAUGCCAGGUCUUCUGCUCUGCUUCGUCCUGCGAUACGAUAACUAUAAAAAACAAGCCAACAGUGAUUCCUGUGGUGCCCCAGGACCAGGGAACAUCUCUGGACGUAUGCAGAAGGUUUCUUACUUUCACUGCACACUUAUUGGAUAUUUUGUAGGUCUAUUAACUGCAACAGUAGCUUCUCGUAUUCACCGGGCGGCCCAGCCUGCCCUGCUCUAUUUGGUACCGUUUACUUUAUUGCCGCUCCUCACCAUGGCCUAUUUAAAGGGCGAUCUACGUCGCAUGUGGUCUGAGCCUUUCCACUCCAAGUCCAGCAGCUCCCGCUUCCUGGAAGUAUGAUGGAACCGAGAGAAAGUGACCUGAACUUCUGCCUUGGUCCUUUUCACUUUAACUUGUGGCUUUGUCGUCUCCUAAAGCUGGACUGGCUGGUGCUUGGGAAGGUACCAACAUGGGACUCAUACAGAAGGACUUUGUAUUAAAGGAGGAAAAGAAGAGAAAGGCAAAGAUCCUGGAGCUCCAUGUGACUCCGUGUCUCCCUGCAGAUGUGGAAUUGGGGACCCUUUGUGCAGCUGCAGCCACUUUCCUCUUUUCCUCGCUCAGACAGAUUAGUACCAGACUAUUACCUUUGUGAGAGAGGAAGAGACAGACUUGAAACUGAAAACGGCUUGAGGUCGUUCAAAAACUUGUGAACACUAAAAGAAAAACCGAUUAAGCAAACUGAAGCUCCUUCAGAGAACCCUCGGGUACAUUGGGACCAGUGUCCUGCUGGACUUGGGUUUUGAAAAGAACUGAGACAGAAGGUCUUCUGUCACAAUACUGGGGUUUUUUGAUUUAUUAAAUAUUUCCUGUGGUGUGAGGUUACUUAUUAAAUCCACAGACAUUGAGUGACUUCUUGCAGUAUCCAUAGAAAAAUUUGUUGUAACAAGUUACAUUUCCACCCAGAUGUCAUGUUGCAGUGAAAAAGGGCACGAUUUUUAUACAUAUAUAUAUACACACAUAUAGAUAUAUAUAUGAAUAAAUACCAAGGAAAACCUGCUAAGAUCAUGCUAUGUAGCAGACGGGGGCUUGCUGUAAUUUUUAGCAUGUAGAGCAGUUUACUAUGGCUUUCUUGUAUAUGGAUCUACAAUGAGCUGCUGUUUUCCCCCCUCCUACAACUGAACCUGCAGUUUAAAACCACGUGUAGUGUUUGUACUGAUUGUACUCAUGGACAUUAGGGGAUAUUUGAUUUUGAUCAAUGUAGCAAACUAGGGAAGAAAAGAAGUUCAAUCCCAACCCUGUUUGUUUGGGGGGAGGGGGUGUCUAUUGGUUUUCUUUCUUUAUUUUUUUUAAUUAAUUUUGUUUUUUACAACCAGCUCCCUUGCAGGUUUUUAGUCGUUCCUUCUCGACCCAGUGCAUGUAUUAUAGCAGCGAUUGUCUUUGUGCUUUCUGAUCAUAGUGAUGUAUCACUUGUAAAUACAUUUUUUCUAUUUUCUAUUUUUUUGUAUGUUUUGCAUUUCGUUUCAUUAGUGUGCUGUAUUUUUUCCAUGCCCCUGCCCCUUAAAGAAAAAAAGAAAAAGAAAACUGUCCUUUACUGUU